ACACAGCCGUUUAACAAGACAAUACAGUUUGGUUUAUCUUGUCUCCUGUUGGAGACUCCUCAAAGAAGUGAGCCGAGUAACAAUGCUUUGAGUAACCAUGGUAACGAUCACGGUAACCAUGGCAACGAUUCAGAGCAGAACUGUAACACGUCUAGUAAUGCAUGUAAACGACGUUUAGGUGCUCGUCCGAUCAAGAAACUGUCAACUUUUUUAUCAAAUGUUUCCAAGCAACCUCUCUCUCCUAAAACUACUUCCAACAAACCAGUUGUACAUACUUUUCCGGACAAAAAACAAACCCCAACUGUGUCAGCCCAUCGCGCUGUUCCUCGGUAUAAUGGCAAUAUGUCCAACGGAACUGCUUCGAAAAUUCCUGCAAACAAGAAGAAUAUAGUGUCCCCUGAACAAAUUACCCAUGGUAAUCCAGAAGGAGGAAUAACGCGUGAAAUGUGUGAGCUGGCACGGUGGGGCUUACCUCCUAGUGUUCUGUCUCGUUACCACCAAGCGGGGAUAACCCACAUGUUCACCUGGCAGGCAGAGUGCCUGUCUCUGAACGGUGUCCUCUCUGGUAAGAACCUGGUGUACUGUGCCCCCACUUCUGCCGGCAAGACUCUUGUAGCGGAGCUGUUGUUGCUGAAGCGAGUCUUGGAGACAAAACAGAAGGUCUUGUUCAUCCUGCCAUUCGUUAGUGUAGCUGGGGAGAAAACAUCUUAUUUGGAGGGGAUACUACAGGGUACGGGACUUAAAGUGGGUGGCUUUUUCGGAUCUAAAGGUCCUCCAGGGGGUAUGAGCAAAGUGGAUGUAGCAGUUUGCACUAUAGAGAAAGGUAACAGUAUAGUUAAUAGAAUGAUGGAGAAAGGGGAGCUAGGAGAGAUAGGAUGCGUGGUGGUAGACGAGGUUCACAUGGUGGGAGACUCCUCACGGGGGUAUCUUCUAGAACUCCUCCUCACCAAACUCCUCUACCACUCCAGGCAAGAAAACUCGUCCUCUUCCUCCCUACAGAUAGUGGGAAUGAGUGCUACCCUCCCUAACCUGGACCUACUGAGCCGGUGGCUGGACGCAGCACUUUACACUACAGACUUUAGACCAGUUCCCCUGACCCAGCUGGUGAAGAUAGGGAACAUUGUGCACGACUUAACAGGGAAACCAGUCAGAGAACUCCCAUCCCUUCCUCACGAACAUAUCACAUUCCUUUGUCAGGAAGUCCUCCAGUCUGGACACAACGUCCUUAUAUUCUGUUCUACUAAAGCUUGGACUGAGAAACUCUGUGAUCUGAUAGCAGGUACUCUACUCAACAAAACCCCCGCUUUAGACCAGACCUUGGUGUUGAACGCGGAGGGUUUAAAGGAGAUAUCUCAGCAGCUGCGCAGGUUGCCCAUGACUGUGGACCCUGUGUUAGAGCGGUGUGUGAGACGUGGCAUUGCAUACCAUCACGCGGGGCUGACUAUUCAGGAGAGAGAGGUGGUAGAAGCAGGGUUCCGGAGAGGUGUUAUCAGGGUCCUGAUAGCCACCAGUACUCUGAGUGCGGGAGUUAACCUUCCUGCUAGACGAGUCAUAAUCAGGUCCCCAAAGUUCGGUCCUUCUUACAUGUCACCCCUGGUGUACCAACAGAUGUCAGGGAGAGCGGGGAGGAUGGGGGUUGAUGAGGCGGGGGACUGUGUUCUUAUCUGUACACCUCAGGAAAGGGGCGCUAUCGACAAGAUCGUAUCUAAUGUCAUAGAUCCUGUAUCUAGCUGUUUGGGCGGGAACAGACUUGGAGCUGCAAUGAAGAGAGCAAUGUUAGAGAUAAUCGCUGGUGGGAUAGUUUCUAAGACUCAUGAGGUUACUGAGUACUUUCAGAGCACCUUGUUGGCGGCAGAACAGAAACACUGCCCUGAAAUAUUAACUUCAGCUCUAGAAUUUCUAGUGGAAUAUGAGUUCAUAUCUAAGCAGGAGAACUCUGAAGGUGAAAUGGUUUACACGGCGACAAAGUUAGGUUUUGGUACCUUGAACUCAGCCCUUCCACCCGAAGAGGCUCUAGAUCUGCUAUCUCAUCUUGUGAAAGCGAGACGGAACUUUAACUUGGAGUCUGAACUGCAGCUGGUUUUUGAAGUUACUCCGUUAUCUGUUUCAAGGAACUGGGCAACCCCAGAUUGGCUUUCUUUCCACACAAUGUGGUCUAACCUGUCUCCUGCCUACAAGAGAGCAGGUAACAAUGUGGGUGUUGAUGAAGGGUACCUGGUUGGGGCUGCCUCUGGGCACGCCCCUACUCGAACAGAACAGCAGAAACUUAAAUUUCAGAUUCACUUGCGCUUCAUUGCUGCCCUGGCGUUAUUAGAGUCGAUCGAGGAGGUACCCAUAGAUCGGAUAGCUAAUAAAUACUCCACCAACAGAGGUCUGCUCCAAUCCUUACAAACAGCCGCCUCCUCAUACGCCGGCCAAGUUGCCGUGUUCUGUGAGAGACUGGGGUUCAGAACUCUGGGACUAUUGCUAUCUGAUCUACAAGUGAGGCUGUUCAGUGGGGUACAGAAGGAGUUGUGUGAUCUGGUCAGAGUACAGCUUCUCACUGGACCUCUAGCCAGGGUACUGUACAAUGAAGGGUACACUGGUGUUGCUAAACUCUCCCUCGCUGAUCCAGAGACAAUAAAAACACUGCUACAAGGAGUGUUGCCUUUUAAAGACAAGGAGGAGACUAAGGAGAGGAGUUGGUUAGAUAAGAGACAUGGUCUUACUGAGCUGGAGGCUGCUACUCUCAUGAUAGAGAGUGCUAAGGAGCUCCUGCAGGAGGACCUGGCUCAGAUGGACUUCAAGGUGGACUUGUCGGACAUUCUUAAAACUAAAGAUAAGAAGAAAAAGUCACAUAGGACGAGUAAUGCUCUUUAUCAGGGUGAGGUUGGGGAAUCUUCCCGCAGUAGGGUAGGAGAAACACUUCGGAAUAGGGCUAGUGCUGUUAAAGACUUGACAUCAUCUGUUCUGGAGAUUCCUGAUAUCCUCACCCCUCACAGACCAACUCAAUCUGUAAUACUUAGAGCGUCCUCUAAGCGGAAAUCCAGUUUUGGUGGAGCACUAGGAGAGGGCCAGAAACAAUCUAGUAAAGCUGAAACUGUUAGAAUUAACGAUCUCGACAUUUCUUCUUCAUUCGACGAAUUCAAUUUGUCCGCCUGGGAUUUUCUUGAAGUAGAUAAAGAUUUGCUGGCCAGCGUAGAGAAGGAUGCUAAAAAGGAGUCUCCUAAACGAAAGAGUAUGAGUCCCCGCAAAUUAUCCUCUAAAAAGCAGAAAAUAGGGAGCCCAGCUAAAUCGCCUCUGAAAUUUAAAACAAUUCCCGACAAACCAGUUGAAAUCAAAGUAAGACAGGUUUUAUCUUUUACAGAGGAUGAUAAGCAUAGUAUCAGUAGUCUGGAUACAGUGGAACCAGUACCAAUGAGGGGACCAGGAGAGGUUGUUAGUUUGGCAGAUGAUGACAUGACUCUCCCUCCUCUCCUCCCUUCUCCUCCUCACUCUCCUGCUACUACGCAACCUGACUCUCCUCUUAUCACUGUGAGUAAUUCAGCAGGUGAGGCUCCUUACGCCACCCCUCUCAAGAGAAUAGCUACAAGACUAAACUGUGUUGAGUCACCCUCUACAUCUAGCUAUUCUAUUGUAGAUGUUUCAGGGGACCGGGGCUUGUUUGAUGUUUUUGUUGAGGAACUGAGAAGUAAGUCUCAGUACUCCAUAUCAGUAGCGUGGGAUCACGUGAUGGCUCAGGAACAGUUCUCCGCCAAUAAUACCCUCUCUUUUGCUGAGAGUAUCGGAGAGCAGCUCAACAGUGUGGAGAGUGCUCAAGUUGUAGGGAUUGCUUUCUGUUGGGGUGGUAUGGAAAGUUAUUACGUUAGUUUAAAGGAGGAUGUAGAAGAGCCUGAGUUAUCAGGUUGUACUCCAAUGAUACAUCCUGAACUAUCUCUGGAGAUGAGGGUCCAGACUUUAUCUGAUAUUUUACAACAGGUCUCAUUGGACACCAGCUCUAUUUUAGACAUGUCGUUAAACGAAAGUAGCGCAUGCGAGAGUAGAUAUCAGAGAAUAGGGUUCGAUAUCAGGACUCAAUGGAAACUUCUAGCAACUUCCCUUGACAUCUCUAUAGAAGAAGAUGUGAGGGACUGUAAGGUAGCGGCCUGGUUACUCGACCCUACACUUUCAAACCCUAACAGUGUGUCUCUAGUGACACAAUACAUCCCUGAAGUUGCUAAGAAGUGUGGGAUGAGAGACAGCUGUGUUCCAGUGUUCAGUACUCCUCGAGUAAGGGCUGCUUUAGACGCCUUGUUAGCUUGGCACCUCCACUGUAAGUUAGAAGUUGAACUUAAGAAUAAGAACUUGCUUGUAUCUUACAAAGAAGUAGAGUGUCCCUGUAUUCGUGUUCUAGCUCGUAUGGAGCUAAACGGGUUUGGGUUUUCUGUUGAAGAAUAUGGAAAUCAGAGACAGCUGAUGCAGGCACAUAUGGAGCGGCUGGAAAAACUAGCUUAUAAAUUAGCCCACACUACUUUCUCCCUUUCCUCCCCUAGUGAGCUGUCAGAAGUACUGUUCAGCAAACUUCACCUGCCACCACACGAUCCUAAUAAACCAGCUCCUAGAUGCACAGAGCGCAGGAGGAAGUUCUUCAGCACCAACAAGGAGGUGCUAACUCGCCUGUCUCCCCUCCACCCGCUACCCGCAGUAGUGCUAUUAUGGAGGAAGAUAUCCAGUGCUCUGAGCAGGACUAUGUUGCCACUUCAGUCUGCCAUCGUCAUGUGUACAGGUCUGAAAAUGAACAGGGUACACUCAAUAUCUGAAACUUACUCCUCUACUGGACGAGUCAGUUUUAGGGAGCCUAACGUUCAGAACAUCAACAAGGAGUUUGCACUAGACUUUCCUGAACAAAUCAAAGUGACAGACAGUAGCUUUACAGCAGGGAGCGCAUGUUUGCGCAGUAUGUUUGAAGCGUGUGAUGGUUGUGUGUUAGUUGCUGCUGAUUACUCUCAGUUAGAACUGAGAAUAUUAGGGCACAUGAGCGGGGAUAAGAAGUUAAGAGACCAGCUGAACAGCGGAGGAGAUGUGUUUAAAGCAGUGGCAGCUGGGUGGAAACAGUGUUCUGUCUCCGAUGUGACCCCCGAGCAGAGAGCUCAUGCUAAGCAGAUCUGUUAUGGUAUCUUGUAUGGAAUGGGGUCUGUGAGUCUGGCUAAAGAGUUGGGCUGCUCUGAGAAAGAGGCAAGGGAGUUUGUGGAGGCGUUUAAAAACAGAUACCUCGGUCUGAGGAACUACAUCACCAAAACAGUUAAUAUGUGCCAGAAGAAAGGAUACGUGGAGACGAUCUUACACAGAGUGCGCUUCCUACCCAACAUAUACAGUGAUCAGCCCGGAGUGCAGGCGCAAGCGCAGCGCCAGGCAGUCAACACCACCAUACAGGGAUCUGCUGCUGACAUUGUGAAGGUGGCCAUGGUGAAUAUUGACAGACAACUCCUGGACAAAUAUCCUGACACCGCCAUAACCCACUCCCAGAGACCAGACGUCGUCCUGACUGCGCAGCAUCGUGCCCGGGCAGCGCCGCGUGGCGCUUACUUGGUUCUUCAGCUUCACGACGAGCUGAUCUACGAGGUCAACUCACAAGAUUUAAAAUCUGUUGCUAAGCUCAUAAAAGAGGAGAUGGAGAAUGCUCUGAUCCUGAAAGUUAAACUGCCAGUGAAAUUGAAAGUGGGAAAGAGAUGGGGUGAAAUGGCUGAUUAUGAACUAAACUCCUAAAUUAUUUAAUGAAAUGUUUGAUUAUAUAAUGUUUGCUACAUUCUUGAAUUUUUAAUCGAUCGGGCACUGUUUUUAAGAUAAGCAUUGAUAAUAAGUAGUGUUUGGAUAUUUAUUUUGUUUUGUAGUGUUGAAUAUUUAUUUUCUCUCCAUUUUCAGAUAUUUGUCUAUCCCGCUUUACACUUGAUGUGUAUAAACUCAUAAACAUCAUAAAUGUAUUUAUAGAUCAGAUUUUCAAAGUUUUUAAAAGCAAGUUUUUCAAUUAUUUUUAAUUAUUUUAAAAGUUUGAUGUUUGUUCCGUUCUAAAUCGUGUUUUUUUUCAAAAGUGAGUCGGUAAAAAUCAUGAAAUCCUCUUUUUAUC
Bolinopsis microptera is the source of this 6082-nucleotide messenger RNA. Its product is annotated as DNA polymerase theta-like. The record is from RefSeq and is a predicted model, not a curated record. NCBI's taxonomy places the organism in Eukaryota, Metazoa, Ctenophora, Tentaculata, Lobata, Bolinopsidae. Gene Ontology annotation, biological process: double-strand break repair via alternative nonhomologous end joining; DNA-templated DNA replication. The coding region runs from base 343 to 5724 and encodes 1793 amino acids. Gene Ontology annotation, molecular function: ATP binding; DNA binding; DNA-directed DNA polymerase activity. The transcript is spliced from 3 exons.